Molecule: messenger RNA, 765 nt
Organism: Helianthus annuus (common sunflower)
Lineage: Eukaryota; Viridiplantae; Streptophyta; Magnoliopsida; Asterales; Asteraceae
Product: probable LRR receptor-like serine/threonine-protein kinase At1g07650
Exons: 3
Coding region: 96-398 (100 amino acids)
Source: RefSeq, a predicted model, not a curated record
GAGUAAUUUAUGAGGACUUCACCUAAAAAAGGAAGGGAAGGAAGUGACUCAUAUUUGAAGGUACUCUGCUCGAACACAAAACAAACAGCUCCAUUAUGAAGAAGCUCUUAUUCUACACGUUUUUCUUGAUUUUGUUCCUAAAAUUUGGGUUCACACGGUCUGAAAAGCUCGAUAUGCACGAAGUGACGGCAAUGAAAGAAAUCUGGGAAAAGUUAGGGCUUGUUGGGAAGAAGAAAUGGGAUUUUGACAAGGAUCCGUGCAGUUCUGAAAAUUGGCAAUUCUUUGUUGUCUGCAAUUGCUCUUUUGAAAGUAAUACCACCUGUCGUGUUACUCAAUUGCAUCUCGUUAGACGGGCAGAUAGCGAUGAAAACAGUUUUGCAACACAGUCUGCUGAUUAAAUCCACAGCUUAUUGUUACUUUUAUUGCUGUUCACAUUUUUAGUUUGUUUAGAAUAUUAAUUUUGUAAGGGUUGUGAUGAGAAAUUAGGAAAGUCAUCCACCACUCUGAUAUUCAUUGUGAUUGAUAAACUUUCUCAUUACCCAUACUUUCUUUUUUGUUUCUGAGCCCUCUCAUUAUGAACAUACAGAUGCUAGGGCACAAGUCCUGUUAAUCAAAUUGAUCAGCAGAUCUGUAAUUUCUGUAUAGUGUCAUUUUUGUAAUAAGUUUGUUAAUCAGUUGUUAGGGCAGUUGUUUGCUGUUAUUAGCUGCUGCUAAUCAGUAUAUAAGGAGAGAUUGGUUGAUUAUUAAGAGGAGGGUUUAUAAUAA